Messenger RNA from Solea solea (common sole), 3017 nucleotides. RefSeq lists its product as uncharacterized. The coding region runs from base 182 to 2236 and encodes 684 amino acids. The record is from RefSeq and is a predicted model, not a curated record. The transcript is spliced from 5 exons. Lineage: Eukaryota; Metazoa; Chordata; Actinopteri; Pleuronectiformes; Soleidae.
CAGAAUCAGGAAGUGAAGUUGAGAUUUGUUUUUUCUUUCCAUCGUCAGAGAAAAAGAUCCUUCACGUAUUAUUUCUCCUGUUAUUCCUGCUUUUUUGUGUUUGUGGAAGUUUAAAAACGUACAGCACAGUAAAAGCUGGCAGGAAGGAGAAGCUUCCAGGUCUCACAGAUACAGCUUCGCCAUGCCUCUGUUCCGAGCACCAGGUGCAUGUAAUGGGGGGAAAGCAGGGCAAAGGAGGUGGAAAAGAAUGAAAUGGAAGGGGAGCAAGAGGAAGAGGGAUGAGGAUGACAACGCGCUCCCCUCCCUGACAGAGCUUUGUCUUUUUAGCCUUGCGGACAACAUGAAGGAGGUGUGGGUGAAAGACUACGCUGACAAAUACCUGGAUCGGUAUUCAUUUAGGCACAUCAUGGGGCCUUUCAACUUGCUGCCAGGAGACCUGGUCGAGGAGCUCACGUGUCUGCUGUCCAAAAGGAAGCAGUUAUCCCGAGCAGCGCUUCACCUCCUACUGGUGCCACAACUCCAUAACCUGUCAUUGGAGAGGUGUCCUGGUCUGGUGACCUCUGCCAUGUGUACCCACAUUGCUGCACGUUGCCAGGGUCUGUGGAGUCUGGAUCUAUCUGGGGCUCAGCAGCUGCCUUCAAAAGUGCUGUCUGCAACUCUCUGCUGUCUCCCUGAACUCCGCUCUCUCUCUCUGGCUGGUACGCCUUGUGACAGAUGCGUGAUCAGGACGAUUACCCACCACUGCCCUUUGCUGCGCCACCUGGAUGUGUCCCGCUGUCAUUUCCUCUCCCCUGCUUCCCUACUUGUUCUUGUAGGUGGGCCUUUCUGUUCGAGUUCUUCUGGCUCAUCUUUUUGCAGCACCUCUACAUCUCAACCGCCUGUUGCCUCUUCCUCCUCCUCUUCCUCCUCAUUUGCAUCCCCAUCUCCUGUUCCUCUCACCAGCUUACUGGCUCUGGAUAUUGGGUUUGGGGAACAGGAGAAAGACCCUGCAGCAGCAGCAGCCUACCUACUCCUCUCUCUGCCCGGCCUGAAAACAUUGGCCAUGGAGGGCCUGGCACAGGCCUGUCGGCUCAUUGAGCACAGAGAGUUCAGCCAGACAGACGAGUUCAGCAUCAGAGAAGGAGUUCCGAAGCUAAUGGAGGUGUGGAGCGAGAGGAGGCACAGGCAGGACAAGGAUAGGUGGAUGGAGAAGAGAGGAGCAGCAGCAGCAGCAGCAGCAGCAGGGAAUGAGGAACAUGAGGAAGAGGAGAUGUUGUGGGAAGGAUACUGUGAGGACAGUGAUGAAGAUGUAAGUGGAGAUGAAGGGCCAAGUUGCUCUCGAAGCAAAGUGGAGGAGAAAAGGAAAGGGAGGGUUUCAUCACAGUCUGGUGAUGAACAGCUAAUCCUGCAGCUAAAAGAUGUCAAGGGCGUGACUUAUGAGUUUCUGGACAGUUUAGGUCAUUUGUGUCCACACAUCUGCUCCAUAGCUGUGGACGUGAGUGAUAACAAAUAUACUGCAGCAAGAAACCAGGGGUCUGUUUUGGCUGCAGGUCUCCAGACCUGGUCAGGUCAGCUGCAGAGCCUUUCUCUGCUCCACGCAGGCCUUCUGGAUGAUCUGUCUCCUGCAUUACAGGUGACAGGCUCCUCCCUGGUGUCUCUCACUCUGCAGGGGAUGAGAACCAGGCCUCAAUGCCCUCUGCUGGAGAUCAUCAAGGCCUGUCCCAGACUCAGAGAACUGCUCAUCUUUGCCGAGCGUCCUUUAGAGUUUCCCGGAUUUCCAGCCAUCCCAGAGGAGGAUGUGGUGGCUGAGAGGGACGAUCGGGAUCUACCACAGCUGCCGAACCUCUGCUCUCUUACGAUCAAUUUCUCCCACAGUGACAGUCAGAAGAGGCCUCCCAUGUCCUGGCUGUCCCUGGGGAAGGUGCUGAGGUGUCUCUUGAGGGGUUCUCCGUUGCUGGAGAGGGUCUCGCUGGUUGCCCUGCCGUGUCCUCUCAACUACAUUUUGCAGCAUCUCUUGCACAUAAGAAUGUACAACCUACAUCGAUUUGGUGGGAUCGCAGACCUGUAUCCAAUGGCACUGAGGCGGGUGAAGCACAUUGACCUGACGCGGACAGAUGUGAAGAUGACCACGGUGAGAUUUUUGAAGCAGCGCAGCCGUAGACUCGAGUUUGUAGACUUGAGUCACUGCUGGGAAAUCAGUCAGGCGGACGUGUCGAAGUCCAAGAUUUUCAGUGACGUCAAAGUAGUCUGGGUGUAGUGAAGAUGAGCUUCCAACACAGGAGCAACAGUGCCGAAAGUGGGCAAAUAAUAUUUAAUGUUCAAUUAAAUUAAAUGACAUUUAUUCAGAAAAAAAAUCUUUUAUUUGUUAUAUGUUUCACUCUUCAGCAAGUGUUUGUAUUUUCUGCUCACAAAGACGUUUAAAGCCACAUUAUGUUUCACUGUAACGCAACAAAUUAUUGUUAGUAUUGUUAAAAGGAGGCUUCCCAUGUUAAAUUGAAUCCAUAAUCUGAAUUAGAUCCAGAUGAAACUCAACCUGUUGAUUAAGUGUCUUAUCCUGCAAACACGGACAAAAUUUUGUUCAAACCCGAUGACCUUUGACGGUGAACUUUUGAUCAUUUUUGUGGAUUCUUCCCAAAAUUUAUUGGGAACAUACCGAUCCCAAAAAAAUCCGAUUGAUUAGUCUACAGCUGUAGACAGGAAGUUGCUAACAGAAGGAGAAAUUUACAGAUAAAUCAACACUAAUCAAAACAUAAUUAUUUGACAUGUAUCGCAGUCAUCGUAAAUAUCAACGCAUUUGAAAAAUGUGUUAUCAUGAGAAACCUUUUGCUGUAUUUUAGUGUACAUCACGGUAUUACUACGCACUUAUUUUAUAUUACAGACUGAUUUUUGCACAGACAGCAAAAUGCAAUUUUAUAUUAUAUAUUAUUCUUAUUAUUAUGUCUUACAUCAAAACCACCUUCAGUGCCUGAAAACAUGUAACCUGUUGGUUUUCCCAUGGUGUCCCACAAUAAAGUCAAUAAAGAAGGGUUAAGAUAUUG